Messenger RNA from Carassius auratus (goldfish), 3853 nucleotides. RefSeq names its product hillarin-like. Lineage: Eukaryota; Metazoa; Chordata; Actinopteri; Cypriniformes; Cyprinidae. Gene Ontology annotation, cellular component: cytoplasm. The transcript is spliced from 6 exons. The coding region runs from base 107 to 2674 and encodes 855 amino acids. The record is from RefSeq and is a predicted model, not a curated record.
UCCACCAGGUGAUUGCAUCGAAAAUUACAAGCACUCCUCUGGUCAACAAGCUCUAUAAUUUUUGCAUUUAUCAUUCAGCUCUAGAGCCUAAACAGUAAAGGACAAGAUGUGUUUUAAAAUGUGUUUUAAGAUAAAAUGCUUUAAUUGCUUCCACACUAAACGCAAUGACCGCCACAGCAAUAAAAUGACCAACAGCAACUCCAAGGCAUCAGGGGAGUCCCCUGUAAAUACUCUAGCCUCACAGCCAAACCUGAGACAUGAGCAACAAAGCAAACAAGACUGCAGUGAAACUGCGAAGACAACUGGAUCCAAACGAGGGCAGGCUGAAGGUAUCCCAAAGGAAGAUGUUAUUGUGCUUAAAGAGUGGAGUUUUAAGACCAGUGAGUCAUCAAUCACUAAUGGCAAAACAGGUCAAAUGACAGCAAGACCUCAACCAGUCAAUGCAAAAGAGCCAAUCAAGAUCUUUGUGUCUGAAAAGGGGGACAUGAUGGAUAGAAAUGAAGAGAGGUCACUGGAUAAACGCAGAGAAAGCAACGAAUAUAGUACUAAUAGAUUAAAGAGGAAGAACACAAUGACCCAAGAGAAAGACUCAAGGAAAUCAUCAACCACUUCCUCAAAAAAACUAACAUUAAACAGGCCCAGAAGAAAACUUAAAAAGGACCUAAUACCGAACCCUGAGGUCUUCCACAAGAUUGACACACAUGCAAUCAACGCUGGAAGAGAACUCAGAAUCAAGAAGAUCUUUUCGGUGCAAGCAAUCACCAAGACAAUCACAGAGGGGGCAUGUAGUGAUUUAGACAAACUACGUGCCAUCUGGAUCUGGCUUUGCCACAACAUUGAGUAUGAUGUGAAUGGCCUUCUGGGCUUUUCUGAGAUGGUUUACUCUCCUGAGCAGGUCAUUUCGACUGGACGAGCUGUGUGCUCUGGUUACUCCAGCGUCUGUUUACAGAUGUGCAGGGAAGCUGGUAUUGAGUGCAGAGAGGUGUCAGGCUACGGUAAAGGUGCAGGUUACCGGCCGGGUAAGAGUUACAAGAACACAGAAUCCAACCACAGCUGGAAUGCAGUGUGUCUGGAAGGACAGUGGUACCUGUUGGAUGCCUGCUGGGGCGCUGGAUAUGGGGACCUAGACAACAGAGCCUUUAUAAAGAGAUAUGAAGAGUACUACUUUCUGACCGAUCCAGAGACCUUCAUCGACUGUCACUAUCCUGAGGAAGAGGAGUGGCAGCUAUUGGAAAGCCCCAUUAAGGUUGAAGAGUUUGAUAAGAGGGUGCUGAAAAAGCCUGACUUCUACAAACUAAACUUAACUCUCAAUCACCCAAAAAACUUCCUUAUAAUUACAGAGAACGGCGAGGCGACGGUAUCGAUGAGUUUCCCUCAGCUCGUCCAUUUCACCUAUCGGAUUUCCCAGCUCAGCGGCAAAAAACCACAAGAAGUGAGCAAAUCCAUCGGCUUUCUCACCAGCACGCAGCAGAGCAUGAAGCUACGCCUUAUGCCCCCAAAGCCUGGCACGUAUGAGCUCGAGCUUUUUGCUCGAGCUGGAAACGCAACCAAAACAAACAACUGGAUCUGUUCCUUCCAGCUGGAAUGUCCAUCACCCAAGACCUCAGAAGAGCUGCCCGAGAAUCCCCAUGUGUGCUGGGGCCUGCAACCAGAUGCAACGAGUUUAGGACUCGGGCAUUGCAAUUAUGGGAAUGACAUAAUUUCACUAGAGUCUGGAUCCUUCAGGUUGGUCUUAAAGACUACUAAACCACUUAUGGUGUUGUGUGAACUGAGCCACAAGAACCUGGAUAAGACUUUAGCCAAGAAGUGCUUGGCCAUUCAGACUGAGCCCGACCAACUCACAUGCAGCGUUCUCUGUCCUUACUAUGGUUACUACCGUCUGGCUGUGUUUGUAAGGGACUGGGCAAAUGAAGCAGACAGCUUCGAGAUAGCAGGCAACUUUCUUCUUCACUGCACAGCUGGUAUUGUAAACCUGAAUGAGCUUUUUCCCAGUGGCCUCAACAGUUACUGCGGUCCUGGUAUCAAGACUAUGGAAGCCGGCCUCUUUGAGUUCAGCCAUACAGAAGCUCUAGUUUACACACAGCAAGGAAACUGCGACAUCACCUUCCAAAACCGUAAAGAUAUAGAUCUCCUCUGCGAAUUAACUAAAGAGCAGGGUGAUCAAGCAGCAAGUCAAACCACCAUUUCAAACCAUAUCCUCUUCACUCACAAUGGGAGCAAAGUCACCAUAAGCAUCAACCUACCUGAGUCUGGAGUCUACAAGCUUCGCCUCUAUGGAAAAACAUCAUUAAAACAAAAAUACCACCUGCUGUGUGAUUACAUCCUGAAGAACACUUCUAUCAACAAGUGGCCUCCAUUUCCACGCAUGUACGGAGCCUGGAAGAAGGGCAGUGUGCUGUUUGAACCUCGUGCGGGGCGGCUAGAUGCCUUGUCCUGGGUGAAAUUUCGUGUACAAGUCCCAGAGGCCCGAAGAGUGAGUGUGCUCAGAGAUGAGAGUGUGGAUCUACAGCUCAGUGAGAGCGGGGUUUGGGAAGGGAAGGCAUUCACAGGCAGAGGACCAGAGCUCCACCUUGCUGCCAGCCUGAGCGAGGCCUCAAAUACUAUGUCCUUCCUGAUGACCUUCAGUGUGGUGGAACCAGAACAUGAGAAAGCAUCUACAGCUCAUGCACAUUAAUAUCAAAAGCAUCUAUGAGGCUAGGCUAUGUCAUGAAGCCCUAUUGUGACUAGUUGUGUCCCAAAUGGCACACUAUAUACUCUGCACCAUCUAGAGUAUGACAUUUAUGAAGGUUAUUUUGUCAUCCAGAUUUGGAGUCUGAUAGACUCCUCCCUUGGCUACGUAACUUGGCGACAGUGCAAUACAUGACAUUUCCAGUAUUUCAUACUUCAUUUUGUUUUAGUUUAUUAAGUGCAUCAUCCUGGUUUUUGAUGUGCACCUUUUCUUUUCGCAAUACGCGAGCCGACAUUAUCGAGUAUGUCACCCACUUUGCAAAAGAGAAACAAAAACAUGUCGAACAUCCAAAAGCUUUCACUGCAUGAUGAAGCCUAUAAGAAUACAGUUAAAAUGACCCCUUUAAUUCAAGUUGGAAAAAAAAAAUCCCUGUAUAGUUUUUUGUUUUAAUUUUUAGUUAUGUAAUAUCACACAAGCAACAGCUGUUUUCCUUAAUAUUAGAGCGGUAGUGUGAAUGCAAAGGUGAUACAAACAAACAAGUUAAUACUGAGGGAGUUACAUUUUAGACACAAUAUUUUCUGUUGUUGUUGUUGUUGCAGGGCCAGAAUAUUUGUGCCUCUCAGAGGAAUGCUGCAGUGUCUAAUUCCUGAAUGAAUCUUUUUAUGAACAAAUCAUUUGAGUGAAUGAUUCAGUGAUCCUUUUAUAAAGACUAUCCGUUGAUUUGUUUAGAAUUUAAUCAGCCCUUUUAAAUGAAUCGUGUGAAUGAAUAGGGACUUUAAGCAACAGCCUCUGGUGGAACGGCAACAGCGACUGGAAGUUUGCUGUCACACCGCCGUAGCCAAGAACGUUAAAAUCACUAAGCAACGGUUAACAGGACAGCGCAACGCGGCAUUAAUUCAUUUAUUGACUUACAAAAAAAUGUCAUUUAAAAAAGCAAGAGAAGGAUUGCUUUUGGCAUUAAAUUACAAUCUUUUGUCAGAAGAUGAGUUUUUAAUAUUGUAUGAUGUAAAUAAGUCUAAAAACCUAGAUUUACCAUGUAAGCAAUACUUGCCUUUUAACCUUGAUUACAUGGAGGAAUGCUUAAAUGAAUUUUGUGUCAGAAAAUGUCACCUGCUCUGCUACCAAUUAUGGUAGAUGUUCUCGGAAUUCCCAAUGAGAUCAUUUGUGAUCAGACAAUCAUAAACU